Messenger RNA from Hydatigera taeniaeformis, 2472 nucleotides. The record is from the annotation of a GenBank genome assembly. Lineage: Eukaryota; Metazoa; Platyhelminthes; Cestoda; Cyclophyllidea; Taeniidae.
GCUGAGGUGGCAGAGCGUCUGACUGGACUGUCACGGAAUGCAAAGCGGGUUCGUGAUCGAAAUGCUAGGGCGGCGGCGAAGAAGUUGGCUCAGGCCAAAUCUCAGGCCUCCCACAUGCUGCAAUCGAAUGCAGAAGUGAAGCGUGGUCGCCCGCGUAAGUCGUCACGACCCCUAUUGGAGUCGAACAAGCGAAGUGUCUCCAGAAGUACUGUGCAGACAAGACCUCGACGGUCGGUGAACACUCGUCAUCACAUCGAUUGGAAGUUCUGUUACGGCGGUGCAAGUGAGAAUGCGAAGCUGCAGAAAAGUAGUGAGGUCGCAACCACCCGUAAACGUCGUGCACCUGUGUCUGGUCAUACGUCUACAGAUGAAGACGAGGAGGGGGAGGUCGAAGGAGAGCCGAGGGAGCACACGAGAGGAUUGGAGGAGGCGAGAGGCGAGGGAGGUGAGACAAAGCAUGAGACUGGGGUCGGUCGACGCGAGGGGAUUGGUGUCGAGGCGGACAUUGCGUAUGUGAAGAGCGUUGGGAGUGUGGCGUUGAAGGAGUCAAAUGCACCGCGUGGAGGUGAUUUGAGGAGAUGUGCAAGGUCGAUGGUGUUUGAGAGGAAGCGUCGAAGGAAUGCACUUCGAUUGGUAGGCACACCGUCAAGAUCACGGUCUAGGAGCUCGUCGGAGUUGUCAAAUGACUUUGAUGGAGGUGAAAGGUGUUACACACGUAAGGUUGCCGUUGUCAGUCAGUCGCGUGAAGUGGGCUUUCCUGCGGGUCAACGCAAAAAAGGGAGUUCUUUCUACGACAGGUCUUCGAGAGUGUUUGCAACUGCAAGGAAUGCUGCUGCCUCUGCCACGGUAUGUGGUGAUGAGGAGCACAUGGAGAGGGUGCGUGGUGGUCAUCAUCAUCGACGGGAUUUGCAUCGAAGACUCACCUUGCUUGACCGUGUAGUGUUAGGUCUGACGUGUAGUGUGGUGCAGGAAGGUGACGAGAUUCACAUCAAGCAACUGCACAGCGAUGAUCUCAGUAUGCUCCUGCAGCGUGUAACUGACACUGGCUUCAGUAUCAAUGGACUCUCUACCAAAACCAAUGCCAAUGGUGAACAGGAGUUCAACAUUACUCUCACCUAUCAUCCCAGAGCCGAGACAUCGGUUAGACAGGUGAGGAAGCACAGUAUUUCGGUUGCACAGUCGUCUCCAUCUGCAACGGCGUUAGCAUCGAAUGCUUUUCGCGGUGCACAGGCCCUUUCACCGGCUCCUGUUGCUGCUGCUGCUGCUGCUGCUGUUAGUGGGAGUGGUGGUGCCGCUGGCGAUACUUUGUGCUCAGAUACUCACUCUGAUGGCGAGGGUGGAUUGAAAGGUCGUGAGGUGGCAGUGUGCAACUCGCCACCGUCUCUGCGGCCCAGUUCUACUAUGGGUUUCAGCAGGAGUCGCGUAUUGAGUGUGGCAGCUCGUCGGAGAGGUGUGCAGUCAAGUGGGGGACGCAUGUUGCAUCCGUUGCAUCGUAUGGGAAUGCGGCAUUUGAGUGCUGCUGCGGCUGCAGCUGCGGCUGCAGCUGUUGCUCGGUCGUCGGGAGGUGUGGCGCGACGUCCGCGCUCACGAGACAGCAAUGCAGUGGAGGGUGAUAGUGACGGCGGAGAGGCGGUAUCUCAUGCUCCUCAGCCUCAUCAUUCAGCUUCUCCGUUUGUGCUGCCCCUCGCCGGAGGGCUAAGUUUUCGUCGACAUAGCCCCAGAAAGGUUAUCCGCAAGGUAUACACGGGCACCUCAACAGUGCCAAAAAUUUUGAACAGGAGGCGUCUAUUGAUCGCCGGUGGUGCCCAUUUGUCAUCUCAACAAGCAUCACAGCCAUCGGCGGCAUCGUUUGCACUUUCACAACCAACUACGACAGUGGGGACAGCGGGAGUGACGAUGUCGAUGUCGACUGGAGGAGGCGGUGGGGAAGAGGUGGUGGUGGCGGCAGUGGCGACGACGACGACAACAACAACGACGGUGGCGACGGCGGCGGCAGAAAAUAAGUCGUCGCAGCCAUUUUCUCGGGUGUAUGGCCCCGUUGCAAUCGAAGCAGUAGCAACGGAGACACUGGUGGAGUCCUCGGAGAAGAGUCAGCGGGCAAGCAGAGGGUCAGGUGAAGAAGUGGUACACAUGGGCAGUCCCACUGUCGGUGCUGGUCCCAGUUCGUCUGGAGGAUCUGUGUCGGAGGUGGUCGCUACGACCAUCGCUGUCGCUGCAACAACUGUUACUGGUGCAGUAGCGAAGCUACAGGCGGUGUCUGUGAGCGAAGAGGAGGGUCACAAGAAUCCAGCGAACUCGAUGUGUGCCAGUCAACUACUGCGUCUGAAACGGCAUCAUGAUGAACAGCCUCAAAUGUCGUCAAUGGAGGCUGCUCCACCAACGCCUUUGCCUCCGUCACUACCCCUACCUUCAUCAAAAGUUGGUGCAUCGUCACCGGCCUUGUUGUCGUCACAGUCUGUGCAGAAGGGUCAG